AUGAUCAACUGGCACGCUUCAACAUGCCGUCGACCAGAUGUUCAAUUCCUAGACGAUCUAGAAGCUCCAACGUGCUUCAACUGCGGAGAAAUUGGAAUGAUCGAUGAAAACGAGACGUUGGAGAACACCGUCGGAAACGCUCUCGAGACAUCAUCACGAGCCGAAUUCAGCCUCUGUUGGCCAUCAUCCCUCCCGUAUGUGCAGGAAACGUCCGCAACAGGCGGCUUGACGGAGACGGCCCCCAUCCCUAAUGACAACGUUGGGAAGCAAGCAGGCGAGAGGACGAAACUGCUGAAUAUAAACGACGGUGUGCCUAAAGAGACGCAGAUGUCCUUAUACGAGCCUCUGUCUGCGCGCAGAAUCCGCUUGCUCAGCCUGCUCCCUGGCUCCUACCAUGAUCCGCUUCGUUGCGAGCUACGCACCGUCGAUUUGCAGUUCAAACCGGAAUACGAGGCGGUCUCAUACACGUGGGCUGGCGAAAAUGGAGACGCAUCUAGGUCAAAGAGAUUAUACGUGGGAAAACGGUAUGACAUUCUCGCCAUCACGAACAACUGUGCCAACGCCCUUCGACGGCUUCGUUACGUUCACCACAGCAGAGACCUUUGGCUAGAUGCUGUCUGUAUCAACCAAGACAACAACAACGAGAGAUCUCAUCAGGUCGGCAUCAUGCGAAACAUUUAUGCAAUGGCCAAGAGGGUUCUCAUUUAUCUCGGUGAAGAUCCAACAGAUCCCGAGCCACAGGUUACCGCUCCGUGGACAUACGCAGCGAAAGGAAACAGCAUCGAGCUAAGGGAAGAUAUGACAAAACUGUCCUACUUCACCAGAAUGUGGGUCGUACAAGAAGUUGCCUCUGCCCGAUGCGCAUGGGUUCUCUACGGAUCGAGAGGGGCCAAGUGGGAAGACUUUGUCAGACCUCCACAUUACUUCAAUAACUCUGCAUUGGUACCAGUACAUUGCAACUACGAGCUAUUGGCAAGCUCUCAUCCUUGGCUUCAACUUGCGGUCCAGCCCAAAGUCAGAGGGGUUCAUGAGCUUUACGAGCUCAUGAUCAAAACAACAAGCUGCCAGGCGACAGAUUCUAGGGACAAGGUCUUCGCUUUACUCGGUCUUUUGACUGGGACGCGGGAGCCUGGGCUGGUUCCCGACUACUCUUUGAGUCGUGGCCAAGUUUUCGCCGGUCUCACAGCCUUCAUCCUCAAGGAAAAUACCGAGAGUCUGUGGCGUAUUUUCGCAAUGAGUUCGAGCCCCUGGGACGCGAUCAAGCUGUCAUAG
Messenger RNA from Colletotrichum gloeosporioides, 1272 nucleotides. RefSeq names its product Heterokaryon incompatibility protein 6. The record is from RefSeq and is a predicted model, not a curated record. The transcript is spliced from 2 exons. Bases 1 to 1272 code for a protein of 423 amino acids. NCBI's taxonomy places the organism in Eukaryota, Fungi, Ascomycota, Sordariomycetes, Glomerellales, Glomerellaceae.